AUGGCGUCAGCAUCGACGUCGACAUCUGCUUCAGUUGUAAACGGUGUUACUAAUGGCAACAAACGAAAGAAGGCGCGUAAUGCGUCUCCUCAAACUGUACCAUUGCCUGUACCAUGUGAUGAUAAAGAGGGACACUUAAUUAUCAUCGAGAAUAGCGAAUUGGAUGGAAGAUACAGAAUACAGAAGUUGUUAGGACAAGGAACAUUUGGAAAAGUAGUUGAAUGCUACGAUAGACUAGCGAGGAAGAAUGUUGCGGUGAAGAUUAUAAAGAGCAUACAGAAAUACAGAGAUGCCUCAAGGAUCGAACUCAGAGUGCUCAAUAAGCUUAGGGAUAAUGACCCCUCGAAUUUACACAAAUGCAUCGAAAUGAUUGACUGGUUUGACUUCAAGAAUCACAUAUGUAUAGUCUCAGAUCUACUGAGUGAAUCAGUUUAUGAUUUUCUAAAAUCGAACAAGUUCACACCCUUCCCUUUGACACAAAUACAAGAGAUCAGUUUUCAGCUUCUGAAAUCGGUUGCUUACUUGCAUUCACUAGGAUUAAUUCACACAGACCUUAAACCGGAGAAUAUACUUCUCGUUUCUAAUAAAUCAAGAAUGGAACUCGCAACAGAGAGGAGGCCCCAGAGGAAGGUCCUGAUGGAUACAGAUAUAAGGCUGAUAGAUUUUGGAAGCGCAACAUUUGAAAAUGAGUACCACAGUUCAGUUGUGAGUACCCGGCAUUAUAGAGCGCCUGAAAUUAUACUAGGUCUUGGAUGGUCAUACCCUUGUGACGUCUUUAGCCUUGGUUGUAUUAUAAUAGAAUUGAUCACUGGAGAGGCGCUUUUUCAAACGCACGAUAACCUGGAGCACCUCGCCAUGAUGGAAAUAGUAAUGGGAAAAAUGUCAGAGGAUUUCGCUAGGCGGAGUUCUAGAGUCAAGCCAGAGUUCUUUAGGGGAACUAAAUUAGAUUACCCUAAUAACACGACGACGAAACAAUCAAAGAAGGUUGUUAAAGCUAUGAAAUCAAUUGACCAGAUAAUAAAAACAAGGGAUUUAUCAUCUCUACAGUUAAUUGACCUUCUGCAAAAAAUGCUGACAUUCGACCAAGACAAGAGAAUAAAAAUAUCGGAUGCAUUACAACAUCCAUAUUUCAAAUCAAAAAUUUUUGUUGAAUGA
Wallemia mellicola CBS 633.66 is the source of this 1155-nucleotide messenger RNA. Its product is annotated as kinase-like protein. Gene Ontology annotation, molecular function: protein kinase activity; ATP binding. Gene Ontology annotation, biological process: protein phosphorylation. The record is from RefSeq and is a predicted model, not a curated record. The transcript is spliced from 2 exons. The coding region runs from base 1 to 1155 and encodes 384 amino acids. Lineage: Eukaryota; Fungi; Basidiomycota; Wallemiomycetes; Wallemiales; Wallemiaceae. Gene Ontology annotation, cellular component: nucleus.